Messenger RNA from Hemicordylus capensis (graceful crag lizard), 1857 nucleotides. It is a transcript of the gene SPSB3, whose product is annotated as splA/ryanodine receptor domain and SOCS box containing 3. Gene Ontology annotation, molecular function: protein binding. Bases 161 to 1231 code for a protein of 356 amino acids. The record is from RefSeq and is a predicted model, not a curated record. Lineage: Eukaryota; Metazoa; Chordata; Lepidosauria; Squamata; Cordylidae. Gene Ontology annotation, biological process: proteasome-mediated ubiquitin-dependent protein catabolic process. Gene Ontology annotation, cellular component: SCF ubiquitin ligase complex. The transcript is spliced from 7 exons.
GGUGGCGAGGGGGCGGGCGCGGAGGGGUCCGAGCCGCCAAUGGGCGCGGCAGAGGGGGGCGCGCGGCGCGAGGAGUGUUUAUAUCCUGUCGGGGAGCGAGGAGGGGCGCGCAGAAAGCGGCGGCGUCGUCUCCUGUUGAGAUUAUCUCUCUAAAGACGCCAUGGCACGGCGCGUGCGGAACAGCAGAGCUUGGCACUACGUCCUGAGCGGGGUGCGCCGUGAUGCAGACCCACGAACAGCAGCGUUGGCUUCUGGAACACGGGGCUGGGCUUACGACUCUGAUGGACAGCACAGCGACUCUGAUUCCGAGACGGAGUUCCCUUCUCUGUCGCCUUCGAUACCCACAGCGAUCCCCGUUACCGGAGAGUCCUACUGCAACUGUGAGAACCAGAACGAAGCGCCGUACUGCUCAAGCCUCCACGCCAUGCACCGGAUCAAAGACUGCCAGUGUGGUGAAGAAGAUGAAUAUUUUGACUGGGUGUGGGAUGACCUGAACAAAUCGACAGCAACACUGUUGACUUGUGACAACCGCAAGGUGAAUUUCCACACGGACUACAGCUGCGGCACUGCUGCCAUCCGGGGGAACAAGGAGUUGGGAGACGGGCAGCACUUCUGGGAAAUCAAGAUGACCUCGCCAGUCUAUGGCACCGAUAUGAUGGUGGGAAUUGGGACAUCGGAUGUGAAUCUGGACAAGUACCGCCACACAUUCUGCAGCCUGCUGGGCAAAGAUGAAGACAGUUGGGGACUCUCCUAUACAGGGCUUCUCCAUCACAAGGGAGACAGGGUCAACUUCUCGACUAGGUUUGGUCAAGGCUCCAUUAUUGGGGUACACCUGGACACGUGGCAUGGAACGCUGACCUUCUUCAAGAACAGGAAGUGCAUAGGGGUUGCCGCCACCAAACUGCAGAACAAGAAGGUCUACCCCAUGGUGUGUUCGACAGCAGCCAAGAGCAGCAUGAAGGUGAUCCGCUCCUGCGCCAGCCACACGUCCUUGCAGUACCUCUGCUGCUACCGCCUCCGCCAGCUGCUUCCUGACUACGUGGACACGCUCAAGGUGCUGCCCAUUCCUCCAGGACUCAAGCAAGUUCUGCACAACAAACUCGGCUGGGUGCUGAGCAUGAACUGCGGCUCGCUCCCGCUGUCGUCCUCCCCUUCCUCGGGAAGCGACUCGGAUAGCUCUUGUAGCUCAGACGCUGAGGCCUGCCAACGGAAGCGGUGCAGGAGGACAUAGAUCUCUUUUUAAAAAGACAGGACAUCUCGUGGGCUGAGGAUUUCCCUUGGCGUCCCUUUAGGUGGGUGAUUUGAGCCGGCAUCCUCCUUGUGAACUCAGAACUCUGUUGUCCUGAUUGAUAUCUCCGGACUGCAAGCUUCUGCUUUUGAGAGAGAUCUGCUUUCAGGGCACAAGUUACUCCUGCCACCCACCAUCUUAGUUUGUUUCCUGCUUAUCAUCCAGGUUGGACAGGUUUUCUGAACAAGGCUGUUGAAAAUUUGGACUUGAAGCAGCCAGACUGGAUAAAGGAGCGUUUCCUUCAAACGCAUGACUCCAUAUUAUACAAGGAAAUGGAAAGAUUGCCCCACGUGCUGUGUGGGUUUGGCACUUGCGAUGGAUGCUUCUCAUAUUUGGGACACAGGUCCGGCAAUUGGAGAGAGAGAAGGGCUGUUAUAUCUGUAGGUCUCCCCCCCACCCCCGGCUGCUUUGACAUUUGACAGCUUUGGGAAAGAGCAUUACUUGCUGGAUUGGAACUGUAAAUGAUCUCACCAAGCCCUGCAACUUCCUUAUUUGCUUUGCAUGUCUAACGGCUGUCUCUCCUGUAUUGAACUGUAUGAAUAAAAAACCCAAUUAAAAUACAAACAGCA